AUGGCAAAAAGAGAAAAAAAAAGAAAACUACCAUACCAAAUAGAUAAAUUUCCAAGUCACACCUUUCAUUACUAUUCUCCACCCAAUAGUAAUAAAGAAAUGUAUAACUUUCAACUUAGCAAUGAACUACCUUUCCCAUCACCCCCACCAUCACCAUCUCUUUCGUCGGUAGAUGACGAACAUUCAGAUAAAAUAUUAUACAAUGAAGAAAAUUCAAUAAACACUUUAGAUUUGGGUAGUAAGAAAAAGCAAAAGGUUGAUGGAGAAACACUAAAUAAAAUGUUUCAAGAGUUAAAUGACAAUAGAAAAGAAAUGAACUGUAGUUUAAAUAAUUUUCAAAUAUUAAAUAACAACUUGUUUGUAAAUACUAAUAAAGGUUUAGAAGAAUCCAAUGAAGGUGAAAAAGAUAAUGGUAUUGAACAAAAAGAAGUUGAGGGUCUCUUUUCAUUUCUCGGGGACGAUCAAGAAAUUAAUUUAAAUUACUUUAAUGACUCAUCAAAUUCCUCACUUGAAACCAACUAUGAUGAAAACUUUUUAUCCCCAUCACCCAAUACAACUACUUUAUCUCCAUCACCAACAAACAACCCACAAUACCUCCUUUAUGAUGGUGACUCAUUCGACAAAGUUUUAGAAAACCUUAGUCAGUGUAAUAAUUAA
Molecule: messenger RNA, 657 nt
Organism: Dictyostelium purpureum
Lineage: Eukaryota; Evosea; Eumycetozoa; Dictyosteliales; Dictyosteliaceae
Exons: 2
Coding region: 1-657 (218 amino acids)
Source: RefSeq, a predicted model, not a curated record